CUACUAGUAGUAGAGGUAAAGUAGCGAGUGCAAUUCACCUCUCUCUUUUUCUCUGUAUACUAAAACGUCUCUGUUUUCUGAGUUUUUUCUGGUUUUAAUGGCGUGAAGUGAGAUGUACACAUUUACACAGUAGCAUUACCUUUUUGUUCUUUGUUUCUUUCUAUAUAACAGUAUUAUCUCAUUUCUUCAUUUGCAUGUUUCAACCAACAAUUCCAUAAUUUAUCCAAAAAAGAAGAAAACCCACUCCGAAUUCCAGUCUCUCAGAAGAUCAAAAGUGAAAAAUGAAGGACAAUGAAUAUAUUGAUAGUUUGUUUGGUGAUUUUGUUUCUCAUGCACCGGCACCUGGAAAUCCUCUCAUACAUCAACAACAGAAACGUCAUCAUCAUCAUCAUCAGCAGCAAUUGUUUUGUAAUGUGUAUAAUCUGAAACAGAGUACUUAUAAUAAUAAGGGAGGUAUGUUAUAUGAGAACUGUAAUUCUCCAGUUAGUGGACUCUCUUUACAUUCUGGUGGUGAUGGUUCUUCAUCAAGUUCUCUUUCUGGAGAUUUACAUAAGACUAAUAGUAAUACCCACUACUUGAAUACUAAUGAGUCUGGUGAACAGACUGAACCUGCUUCUUCUUAUGAUACCUUAGAUCUAUCAAAAAUGGAUAUUAAAGAUGAAAAGGAAAAUUUCAUUACUAGUAAUGGUCAUGUUAAGAACAAUGAUCUAUAUGGAGAUGAUUAUAUGACAUUUUUUGAUCAUGACCCUUAUUAUGGCUUCUUUUAUUCAAAUGAUUUGUUUUCUAUGGAACAUCAGAGAAGAUUAGCACCGGUAAUGGGUACCUUCCGACAAUCUAAUAAGUUCCCAGGGGGGGGGACACGAGAGAUUGCUGCUACUAGUCCUUCAAAAUUUUCGUAUGGUCCUUAUUCAGGUGCUGAUAUGUACUCGUGCAGUACAUGGAAGCAAAAAUUGGAGGAUCGAAAUGAGGAGAACUCGAGGUAUGAAAAGACUUUGCCAUGUGAUGAAAGAUUAAGGAAUAUGUGGUUUCAACGACAAGGUUUUUUGGACUGUAAUGAGUACAGUGGAGAUAUUCAGAUUCCGAUUAAUUUUUAUGAUGCCACUAGGCCUAUUAUAAGUAAUGAUUUGCGUUACCAAUCGGGGAAUUCUUAUGCCAUAAAUUCCAACGUGUAUGGUAAUGGUAAUGUGGUGGAUGCACCAAGUUCACCUGAUUCCAUGAAACCAAGAAGGUCAGGAACUACUUUUUCGAGUCGUUGGAACCCUCGAUAUGCUGGAGGUUUUCAUGGUGACGCUGGCCUGGGUUUUCAGGAGAGUAACUUGAAUAGUGUAAAAAACAAAAGAGGUACAAGGGAAGGUAAGAAAUUGUAUAUUAAUGGGAAGUGUUCAACGGUGUUGGUGGGUGCUUUGCCUAACUCUAGAAGAAAUAAUCCUUUUGUUGUUGAUUGUAAAAGUAGUCACAGUUCUAAGAUGUAUAAUACCUUGAAGGAUGCUCAAGGGAGAAUUUGUUAUCUAGCAAAGGAUCAAAAUGGUUGCAGGUUCUUGCAGCGGAAAUUUGAUGAAGGAGAUAAACAAGAGAUACAGAUGAUAUUUGAUGAGAUAAUUCAUAAUGUGAAUGAACUAAUGGUGAAUCCGUUUGGGAAUUAUCUUAUACAGAGGUUGUUGGAUGUCUGUACUGAACAACAGAGAAUGCAUAUUCUUGUCAAGGUCACAAGACAGCGGAAUCAGCUGUUUCGAAUUUCACUGAAUGCUCACGGCACAAGGGCAGUACAAAAGCUGAUCGAGACUCUCAAAACUCGGGAGCAGAUUACCCAUGUUAUAUCAGCACUGGAGCCUAAGUUUCUGGAUUUGAUAAAGGAUACCAACGGCAAUCAUGUAAUUCAGAAGUGUCUUCAAUGUCUUAGCACUGAUGACAACAAGUUUAUAUUCGAUGCUGCUGCAAGAUUUUGCACUGAAAUUGCAGUUGAUCGACAUGGAUGCUGUGUCUUGCAAAAGUGUAUCACUUACGCUACAGGCGGAUGCCGAGAAAAAUUGGUAGCUGAAAUUUGCGUGAAUGGCCUAUUCCUUGCGCAGGAUGCUUUUGGAAAUUACGCGAUCCAAUUCAUUUUGGAACUUAAGCUGCCAUUUGCAAGUGCUAUAUUGCAUUCUCAAUUUGAGAGGAACUAUGCACACCUUUCGCUGCAGAAAUUUAGCAGCAAUGUUGUUCAAAAAUGUCUCCAAAAUUUCACUGAAGAGUACCGCACAAAGAUUAUCCUUGAGUUACUGUCAUCUCCUUCCCAAUUUGAACAACUGCUGCAAGACCCUUAUGCUAAUUACGUCAUUCAAACUGCUCUAGAUGUUGCUAAGGGCACCCUCCGUGAUAAGCUGUUUGGAACGAUCCGACCUCAUGUAGCAACCUUGAAAAUGAUCCCCUACUGCAAGAGAAUCUACUCUAAGGUGCUCUCAAAGAAGUGAGGAAGCUGUAAAUUCGUCACACGGUAUGAACUAAUGCUGUUGUUCUUUAUGUUCAGUGCGUAUUAGGAUAACUCAGUCUCACCAGGUUUAGAGUUCGUGUCUUUUAUAGAGUUUUUUCAUCAAAUAACAGUUUAAAAGAACUUUAACUACUUUUGAGGGUGUUUGCCGCUACCCUAGUUCAGGAGCUCUCUAUGUAGAGCCUGUAAAGAAAUAAGCAAUUUUUGUUUUGUUGCUUUUGAAUGUGGAUGUAUUAGUCUGGAGGAUCUUAAGUUCUGUUGAACUAAGCCACUGUCUCAGAUGUAUGUGAAAUGUGGAUAUUUUGACUCUGUAUUGAUAUGGAGUAUCUUAGCUCUGUUAAACUAA
Messenger RNA from Papaver somniferum (opium poppy), 2813 nucleotides. RefSeq names its product putative pumilio homolog 13. Lineage: Eukaryota; Viridiplantae; Streptophyta; Magnoliopsida; Ranunculales; Papaveraceae. The coding region runs from base 282 to 2450 and encodes 722 amino acids. Gene Ontology annotation, biological process: post-transcriptional regulation of gene expression. The transcript has 6 exons. Gene Ontology annotation, molecular function: mRNA binding. The record is from RefSeq and is a predicted model, not a curated record. Gene Ontology annotation, cellular component: cytoplasm.